Molecule: messenger RNA, 818 nt
Organism: Vespa crabro (European hornet)
Lineage: Eukaryota; Metazoa; Arthropoda; Insecta; Hymenoptera; Vespidae
Product: protein transport protein Sec61 subunit gamma
Exons: 4
Coding region: 152-358 (68 amino acids)
Biological process (GO): post-translational protein targeting to membrane, translocation; protein targeting
Cellular component (GO): Ssh1 translocon complex; membrane
Molecular function (GO): transmembrane protein transporter activity
Source: RefSeq, a predicted model, not a curated record
AUGGCGCUUCGAUACAACGUCAUAAGUCGGAAAUGACGUAUCUACGACGUUCAUCCACGUAGCUCAUGAUUAUCUUGUAAUCGUGUUGAUUGACGUCAAAUACGACACUUUGUAUAACGUUCUCUGUUCGUGCACAACAAAUUUUAUUAUCAUGGAUCAGGUUAAAAAACUAACAGAACCAGGACGCCAGUUCGCCAAAGACAGUAUACGUCUUGUAAAAAGAUGUACAAAACCAGAUCGAAAAGAGUUUCAAAAAAUUGCAAUCGCAACUGCCAUCGGUUUUUGUAUAAUGGGUUUCAUAGGAUUUUUCGUGAAAUUAAUUCAUAUCCCUAUCAAUAAUAUCAUUGUGGGUUCGUAAAUUCGUACUAUAUAAAAAAUAUUGUUAAGCUAUAAUAAGUUCACCUGGUCUGUCCUCCGCUCCUAUUUUAACUUAAUUUAUAUAAUAUAAUAUUUGUUUAUUAAAUUUAUCAUGAUUAUAGAAAUAAAUACAUAAGAUGUGUAUAAUACAAUGAGUUUUAUAAUAAAAUAAGAAGAAAUAAUCGAUCUUUUUUUAUUGAUGGUUUUUAAAAAAACAAAAUAUUAAUAUCCAAGGCACUUUUAUUUAGAAAAUUAAUGAUUUUCUCUAUGUUUACAAUAUUAAAUUUCUAAAGCCAUUAUGCUAAUAUUAUGUUAGCAUGUUAUUUACAGUUUUUAUUUUCGACAGAAAAAUAUCGUGCAAAAAAAGAACUAUGAAAAAGGAAAAAAACACAAGUUUCGAGUGAGUUUAAUAUGAGUAAAAAGUAAUCAUAGAAAAUUUUAUCAAAAAAAAAAGCCUGGAC